This is a messenger RNA of Aspergillus niger, 1620 nucleotides long. RefSeq lists its product as uncharacterized. Gene Ontology annotation, molecular function: RNA lariat debranching enzyme activator activity. NCBI's taxonomy places the organism in Eukaryota, Fungi, Ascomycota, Eurotiomycetes, Eurotiales, Aspergillaceae. Gene Ontology annotation, biological process: mRNA splicing, via spliceosome. Bases 1 to 1620 code for a protein of 539 amino acids. The transcript has 3 exons. Gene Ontology annotation, cellular component: post-mRNA release spliceosomal complex. The record is from RefSeq and is a predicted model, not a curated record.
AUGGCGUCGAAGAUAGUCGUCAUCGGAGACGUCAACUGCGAACUGCAAGACGUCUUCACCAAGCUCUCCAAGCUGCAUAUCAAGCAGAACUUCUCCUUCGCCAUCAUCGUCGGCGACCUAUUCGGCGACUGCUCCACAGAGCACGAACUCGAGCAGAUCAGCGCUCUGCUCCAAGGCAACAUCGUCGUGCCUCUUCCCACCUACUUCACCCUGGGUAGCAGUCCUCUCCCCACGCGCAUCAUCGAGGCCAUCGAAUCCAAGGACGAAGUCUGCCCUAAUCUCUACUUCCUGGGUCGUCGCGGCACCCUCAAGACCUCCGAAGGCGUGCGUCUCGUCUCCUUAGGAGGCACUCUCGACCCCGACUCCAAAUCCUCCGAAAAAUACCACCCCUCUUACACCGAAUCCGACGCGCGCGCCCUCUACGGCGCCCACCAAGCCGACAUCCUUAUCACCCACCAAUGGCCCAAGGACAUCCGCGUCGGCUCCAAAGCCCCCUUCCCCGACACCGACACCCCCCCAACCGAACGCGAACCCUUCUUCCACCUCCCCACCGAGGACACCGACAACCCCGACGCCAAACCCCUCACCCGCUUCAUCAGUCUGGCCGCAUACAGCAAAACCACCAAAACCAAAUGGAUGUACGCCUUCACCCUCGACCCCAAGGCACCGCCAGCCCUCACCAUCCCCGCCGGCACAACCGCACCCCCCUUCGCUCCCAUCCCCACGAAACGCAAACCCCUCCAAUCCCAACGCGACUCCUACCACCGCUUCGCCGUUGACGACGAUCACGACAACCGCCCGCGCAAAAGACGCGCUCGCGCGCCCCCUCCAGGCCCAGACCAAUGCUUCUUCUGCCUCUCCAACCCCAACAUCGCAACCCACCUCAUCACCUCCAUCGGCGACGAAGCCUACCUCACCACCGCAAAGGGUCCCCUGCCCACCUCCAAGACCUAUCCCUCACUCAAGUUUCCCUCCCACAUGCUCAUAAUCCCCUUCUCCCACUCCCCCACUCUCUCCAGCAUCUCAGACCCCACAUCCAGACAAUCCACCUACGCCGAAAUGCACCGCUACCGCUCCGCCCUGCACUCCAUGCUGCGCCACCGCGCAAACAAUUCCCUGGGCGCAGUAACAUGGGAAGUCUCCCGCGGAAACGGAAUCCACAUUCACUGGCAAUUCCUCCCUGUCCCUGCUGAUCUCGUGCGCCGGGGCCUCGUCGACGCGGCGUUCAAGGUCGAGGCUGAGAAUCUGAAGUAUCCAAGAUUCGAAUCCCAAUCUCAACCUAAUGACGGUGAUGAGAGCGCGGAACCGGGUGACUUCUUCCGCGUGUGGAUUUGGGAGCCUCCGCAGCAGGCUGCUGCUUCAGACACUGAAACUGGAGCUGAGGCUCAGCCUGAGAAUAAGGAAGAGGACGGUAACAAAGGAAGUGAGAAAACGCUCCUCCUGCCACUUAGUCCGGACUUCCGGUUCGAUUUGCAGUUCGGACGCAGAGUCAUGGCCAAGUUGAUGGGGUUGGAGAAGCGCAUUAAUUGGAAGGAUGAUGUGCAGUCUGUUCAGGAGGAGGAGGCGGAUGCGGUGGCGUUUAAGGAAGCUUUUAAGGAGUGGGAUUUUACGCUGGAGUAG